AUACCGCUGGAAAAUAAGAUGUCAAUGAUUAUGCAUCACUUGCAGAAUUACACGGACAUUUUCCGUCGGCUGAAUAUAACCGACGAGGAUAUCGAUUACGUUAACAGUCUCGACAUCGACAGUCUAACCGGCCGUAACGAAGACAGAUUUGGGAGCCGUGACAGGGACCAAGUCUCCAUCAGGGAUGGAAGCGACCGUAAUGAAACGAUACAGCUGACAUCCUCUUGUUACUGCGACGGGGUGAUUCGCGAUCUGGCGACGCAAUACAAAACUUACCACGGUUACGCUUCUCUUAUCGUAUGCUCUUUCGGCACGUUCACCAAUAUGCUAAACAUCAUCGUACUCACGAGGCAAGAUAUGAAGACUGUGCCCAUUAAUCGAAUUCUGACGGGGUUGGCUACGGCUGAUGUGUUGGUGAUGUUGGAGUACAUCCCUUUUGCAAUUUACAAGUAUCUCGUGCUACCAGAAAGCAGGAUAUUCCCGUACGGAUGGGCCGUAUUCGUCCUGUUCCAUAUGCAUUUCACCCAGCUUUUUCACACAAUCAGUAUCGCCCUCACGCUCACUUUAGCUGUAUGGAGGUACAUCGCUAUCAGAUUUCCGCGGUAUAACCGUACCUGGUGUACUGGGAGACGUUGCACGAUCGCUCUUUCCUGUAGUUUUCUCGCUCCGUUUCUCACUUGCGCUCCAAGCUAUCUUGUAUUCGGAAUAAAAGCGCAAACUAUUCACGAGAACGGUACCACGGAAGUAUUGUAUCACGUAGACACCAAUUAUUCCACCGAUAAAGGCUUCCUAUAUCAAUUAAAUUUUUGGAUACUCGGCGUAGUCGUUAAGCUUCUGCCAUGCAUACUUCUCACCGUCAUCAUCUGCUGGCUAAUAAAAGUCCUUUACAGGACGAAAGGUAGGAAACGGACUUUAAAGAGCUACAGUUAUUGCGCUGCAAAGGUCACCACCAAACCAACCUCAUCGUCGUCAGGAAUCUCGGAUCUCGAGAAUUGCAACGGGCCGUUUGAUAAUAAAAAGGACGGAUAUCAGCGGAGGCCAAGUAAAUUUGACAAGCAAACAGACAGAACGACGAGAAUGCUUGUGGUGGUACUGUUGCUGUUCCUCAUGACGGAGAUUCCACAAGGCAUCCUGGGCUUGCUUUCCGCGGCUCUGGGCACGUGCUUCUUUCGCAAUUGUUACGACAAAUUCGGAGAGUUGAUGGAUAUUUUAGCGUUAUUAAAUGGCAGCAUAAACUUUAUCUUGUAUUGCUCUAUGUCGCGGCAAUUUCGUAUGAUUUUUGGGCAAUUGUUCAAACCCAGAAUUAUGAACAACUGGCCAGUGACGAACCAGCAUCAAACCGAUGUACAAAGCACAUAUGUUUAAGUUACGGCAGUUUGUUUAACA
Molecule: messenger RNA, 1386 nt
Organism: Temnothorax curvispinosus
Lineage: Eukaryota; Metazoa; Arthropoda; Insecta; Hymenoptera; Formicidae
Product: sex peptide receptor-like
Exons: 4
Coding region: 19-1365 (448 amino acids)
Biological process (GO): G protein-coupled receptor signaling pathway
Cellular component (GO): membrane
Molecular function (GO): G protein-coupled receptor activity
Source: RefSeq, a predicted model, not a curated record